CUAGGGUUACUAUUCCUGCACGAGCGGGGUAUCAUCCACCAAGAUAUCAAGCCCGCGAACAUCCUCGUGUCCCCCGGCGGGCACGCCGUCAUCACCGACUUCGGCUCCUCGCAGCGCAUGCCAGGGCUGCCGGAGAUGAACCCCACCCUCGACGAUCUACGCCUCUGCGCGUCGCGGUACGGCCCGAUCGUGCUGGGGCCAGACGACCAGGUGUCGUUCACGCGGCGGUACGCAGCGCCAGAGCUACUUGGAGUCCACGCACAGGCAGGGCUUGACGCACACGGCCACGUCCACGGCAGCGGCUCGAGCAUCCUCGUCUACGACGAGCGCGUCGACUUCUACAGCCUCGGCGUUAUGUUGCGCGAACUCGCUCAAGGAGAGGCGGCGGAUGGUGGGUCCGCCCAGCGCCAAGAUGCCUGGGAGCGCGCGAGCGACGGACAGCAAGCGCGCGAAAACGGUGUGCGGGUGGAUCCCGACUUUGAGGACUUUACGGGCGAGGUGCGUUGA
This is a messenger RNA of Trametes versicolor FP-101664 SS1, 507 nucleotides long. RefSeq names its product kinase-like protein. The record is from RefSeq and is a predicted model, not a curated record. Gene Ontology annotation, molecular function: protein kinase activity; ATP binding. Gene Ontology annotation, biological process: protein phosphorylation. The transcript has 2 exons. NCBI's taxonomy places the organism in Eukaryota, Fungi, Basidiomycota, Agaricomycetes, Polyporales, Polyporaceae. The annotation marks the transcript as partial.